Quercus robur (English oak) is the source of this 1375-nucleotide messenger RNA. RefSeq names its product protein LIKE COV 2-like. The record is from RefSeq and is a predicted model, not a curated record. Lineage: Eukaryota; Viridiplantae; Streptophyta; Magnoliopsida; Fagales; Fagaceae. Gene Ontology annotation, cellular component: Golgi apparatus. The transcript has 7 exons. Bases 293 to 1066 code for a protein of 257 amino acids.
GUGACCCAUACCCAACUCUAUCUAUGCUAACUACAAUUCCUACAUGCAAAAGUGCAUAAACAUUACUUAGAAUACAAUUUCCCCAAUUCCCCAAUAAAAACCAUCGCUUGGAUACCAAGUCUCUGUAAUCUAUCACCAUUAUUAUUAUCAUUACUUCUCACUUCCCAACCAUCUCCACUGUCGUUGACCCAUCAGAACUACUCUCUCUCUCUCUCUCAGAGAAAGGAGGCGUUUCUUUCGGCCUUGAAUUCUCAUCGGUUUUCACUGUUCAGCAAGUGAAAAAAAAAAAAAAAUGGCGGAAGAAAAGGAAUCGACUUCAGUUCCUCUGAGUCAAGCUGCUAAUGGUGGUGAAGAUCCAGAGGAUCCAGCAAAGUCUCCUCCUUCCUCUCCCAACUCUUCCACUCGCAAGGCAUGCUGUUUUGUUCUUCAGAGUUGGGUUUCAAAGAAAUUUAUGACUGGAUGUGUGGUUCUUUUUCCAGUUGCAGUUACAUUUUUUAUUACAUGGUGGUUUAUUCAAUUUGUUGAUGGUUUCUUCAGUCCAAUAUACGACCAGCUUGGUUUUGACAUAUUUGGACUUGGGUUUAUCACAUCUUUACUCUUUGUAUUCCUUGUUGGUGUUUUUGUUUCGUCAUGGAUUGGUGGUACUGUUUUCUCAAUUGGAGAAUGGCUUAUAAAGCGAAUGCCUUUCAUUAGGCAUAUAUACUCAGCCUCCAAACAAAUUAGUUCUGCGAUUUCUCCAGACCAAAAUACCACGGCUUUCAAAGAGGUUGCAAUUAUCCGUCAUCCACGUGUUGGUGAAUAUGCCUUUGGUUUUAUCACAUCAACUGUCAUCCUUCAGAGAGAUAAUGAAGAUGAAGAAUUAUGUAGUGUCUUUGUCCCAACAAAUCAUCUAUAUAUUGGUGAUAUACUUCUAGUUAACUCCAAUGAAAUCAUCAGACCAAAUCUUUCUAUCCGAGAAGGCAUAGAGAUCAUUGUUUCUGGGGGUAUGACAAUGCCACAAACAAUUUCUCCUUUGGAAAGGGGUGCUCGACAGAAUGACAGAAUCCCUUUGAAUAGAAUAACCUAAUGACAUCAGAGAAGAGGCAUGCCUGUUGAAAUUGUAAUUACUUUGAAAUCCAAGAACUGUGUGCAAGCAUAAUAGUGACGUUUGAUGAUGGGGAUGAUGCGAUUAUGUUCGUUUGUAGCAGCAGGUUUUAGGAUGAGCUCUUAUGGUUGCUUUAUUUUGUAUUCUUUUAGGUCAAAAAAUUUAUUUUUUAGUUACAAGUCUACUUGGGCAUCUUUGUUGGUGCAUGUGUAUACAAUGUUUAGUACUGUCUGGUCUGUUACAUCUUUGGUCACAAAGGAGGAAAGUUGCCAAUAUAUUUUAGUUAUUGCA